UCUUGUUUGAUCAUAAGAAACCAAAGUGUUCUAUAUCUAUGAUCCGCCUUAUCAAGCUUCAUGCAAAAGAUGCUGGAUUUCUUGUGAACGAUGAACUCGAGAUUGUUGCUGUGAUAGAUGUUCUUAGUGUAUCAGAUGGAUCUGUAAAGGCCAAGAAACCUUUGAAUAGGCCUGAAGAACCAAUAGAUUUGGUGCAUGUCAAUGGGUUACAAGUUCUUCCUUCAGAGGUGGAUUUGGCGAGGCGUAUCUUUGAUUUACACCCAAAGACUGCAAAGAAGUACCGUACGAAGAACGAAUAUAUGAGAAGAUUUCAUACGAAAGUCCUCCUCGAUCUAACCAAGAGGUUCUUCAAAGUUCCAUAUGAAGACUCCAGUUAUGUUGUGUCUGAUUUUGAAGGUUCUCUGACACACCUGAAAUUAAAAGUGUUGGGUUUAAGUUGGAUUGGUUGGAGAAGAAACUUGAUGAAGUGAAAGAGAACAAGAAGAAAUGUGCCCGAUUGACUAAAUUGGAGCAGCAGCGGCAAGACAUGAUGGAUAAGUGCACAGACGUAAGAAACCAGCUGGAGAAGGAGAGGGCAGAGAUUAAGAAGACAGCUUAUGAUCUAUCUUUCAUUGAUAUUGUUUGAUGACUCAAGUUCUUAGGAAUUUGAAGUUUGGUUUUGUUUUUUAUUUGGUGUUAUGGUCUCUAUGUUCGUUAAUAAGAGUCCUCUGCUUUAACUUAAGAAGCUAAAAAGAGUAAUAUGUGAG
Messenger RNA from Camelina sativa (false flax), 746 nucleotides. RefSeq names its product MATH domain and coiled-coil domain-containing protein At3g58240-like. The record is from RefSeq and is a predicted model, not a curated record. NCBI's taxonomy places the organism in Eukaryota, Viridiplantae, Streptophyta, Magnoliopsida, Brassicales, Brassicaceae. Gene Ontology annotation, molecular function: protein binding.